GUCAAAGUCCAACAACCUACAAGACCUCUGGCGGGCAACGAGAAAUCGCACAUUUCUCGGCAUUUUAAACAUUUAUUUGUUUUUGUUUUAACCUAUUAUAUAAUGCAAUAUUUUCCGCGGUGUGUUUGUUUUUGAGAAGGAGGCGUUGUUUGGCGUAAAGACACACAAAAUGCCGAUGAAACUCGGGUCGAAAUGUACCGAGCACAUUCAGUCCCAAGCGAAGAAGUGUUUGGGAGAAACUACAAAAUUUGACCAAGUUAUCGGCGGUGUGAAGCGAUGUGCUUGUCUCCAAGAACACAAGUGUAUGCACGUCUCGGGAUCAGUACUGCUUCUUUUGGUUUUGACAGCAGUUCUAGUUAUAUUUUUCCGAGAUCAUUUAAAAGACAUCAUUGAAUGGGUGCAGAACUUACAGGAGUGGCAAGGCGCUCUGCUAUUUAUUGUUAUGUUCACUUUAGUAUCAUUCCCAAUGGCCUGGGGUUAUAUAAUUCUCAAUGUUGCUGCUGGUUACCUUUAUGGCUUCUGCAUUGGCCUACUUGUCGUCGUUAUUUCAGUGUUUAUAGGGAUUUUUGUGUCGUUUGAAAUAUGUCGUCUUUGUUUGAGAGACUUUGUACAGAAAAGAUUAGAGUCUGAAAAUUUGUUAGCUGUAGUACGAGUUGUGGAGGGAAGAAAAGGAUUCCGAGUGAUCGCUUUGUCAAGACUAACUCCUUUACCUUUUGGCUUGCAAAAUGGACUUUUUGCAAUAACAAACAUAAGUGUCACAAAGUGUUUAGCAGCAUCUGUAAUAGGCCUGCUUCCAACACAGGCAAUGAACACUUACAUGGGAACAACAUUGCGGUCGGUUGAAGAUGUGAUAAGUGAACACUCUGGAAACUACGUCAUACUGGUGAUACAAGUAGUGAUAACCAUAGGAUUAUCUGUUUACGUGAUUAGAAAGGCUAGGAAAGAACUGAACAAAGCUGUCCGGGAAAGCGAAGUGGAAAUGAUGUUGGAUCGACGGGAAAUUGUUACGAGUAUUCCAAAGUACUUAGACUUGCCUUUACAGACAGAUUUUAAAGCAAACGGCAUUGCAAAUGGACAUGUGGCAAAGCCUGGCCACAGACGUGCGCAGUCUGCAUCUGCUAUCAUAGCAAUCAGGGAACUUAAAGAAAGCGAGGAAAUAGAUAUAGCUUGAAAAAAUCAGCAUUGGUAAAAAAAAAAUAUGCCACAUUCACUGAAAGCAACUUUGGAACUUUUGAAGAAAUGGUAUGUGAAGGCAGCACCUGUGAUGUUUUUUACAGUGGGCAAAACACCAGCCUACUAGUCCACACUUACUACCAGCUCUUGGCCACUAAACUCUGACCUAAGAACAACUCAUUCACAAUCAACCAUUAAUCCAACCACACACAAUCCACAACGGGAACAAAUUGAUUAGGGUCUCUAUAAAUAUUCUAAGGGAUAACAUACAUAUUUAUGAAACUGAUCUAAAAGAAAAUAUCAUUUCUAAGAAAAAAUUAUAUUACACAAUACACAUUAU
Molecule: messenger RNA, 1513 nt
Organism: Dendronephthya gigantea
Lineage: Eukaryota; Metazoa; Cnidaria; Anthozoa; Malacalcyonacea; Nephtheidae
Product: transmembrane protein 64-like
Exons: 2
Coding region: 170-1171 (333 amino acids)
Source: RefSeq, a predicted model, not a curated record